AUGGAUCUAGUCGAUUUAACAAGAAAAGAAUUAACAGAACUAAGAUCAGAUGCAAGUUAUUCACUAUUAUAUAACAAAGCUAAAACACAUGCUUUAGGCCUUGGUAUAACAGUUGAGGAGGAACAAGAAAGAAAUACUCGUCUUAGAAGAAAACUGCAACCAUCUAAGAAACUUGAAGAAUAUUAUGUAAUGAGUACUACUGGAAAAUGUGAAUCAAUGAAAUCUCUUAAAGUGAAAAAUUUUAAAACUGAAGUUUUUUAUUGCUGCAUUGACAGGUUUCUUCAACAGCUGAAUGAAACAUUUUCUGAGAAAAGCAAAGAUUUGUUUAAGCUGUUUGAAAUUUUUGAUGCAUCCAGCAAUAAUUUUUUUUAA
Molecule: messenger RNA, 372 nt
Organism: Macrosiphum euphorbiae (potato aphid)
Lineage: Eukaryota; Metazoa; Arthropoda; Insecta; Hemiptera; Aphididae
Source: the annotation of a GenBank genome assembly